Vicia villosa (hairy vetch) is the source of this 1019-nucleotide messenger RNA. RefSeq names its product protein SODIUM POTASSIUM ROOT DEFECTIVE 2. Gene Ontology annotation, molecular function: metal ion binding. The record is from RefSeq and is a predicted model, not a curated record. The transcript has 3 exons. Bases 311 to 721 code for a protein of 136 amino acids. Lineage: Eukaryota; Viridiplantae; Streptophyta; Magnoliopsida; Fabales; Fabaceae.
UCCAUGAUUAUGAGUCAAGAUUAUCCUCUCUUUUAACCAGAUCUAAAUCCAUCAAUCUAAUUGAAUUCUUCAAAUUUGGUCUUGUGUUGGGUGGUUCAUCACAUGACAAACUUUUAACCACAUAUUCUAUUGUCACUAUUUAAUAAUAUUCUUUCUAAACUUCAUUGAGUCCUGUGUUUCUUUUUCCUUCCCCAAUAAAAUUUAACCUCAAAAUUCUUUUCUUCCACACUCUCUUCAUGUCUCUCUCCACCUUGUUAUUGUAACAUAAUUGGUUCUAGCAAAAACCUUGUCAAAUUUUCAAGACAUUGGAAUGGGGAAGCUAAGGAGGAUGUUGGGAAACUUUUGUCUUUCUUCUUGUUCUAACACUUGUUUUUGUAUGAACAUUUCUGAACUAGAAGAUGAACUUGAGACAAAGUCUUUGAUUAGUAGUAGUGAAAGUGAUCAUAAACUAAGAUUGAAAGAUGUUGUAGCUGGAAAACAAACUUUGGCUUUUCAAUUGAAACCACAGAUAGUUAUAUUGAGGGUGUCAAUGCAUUGUCAUGGAUGUGCAAGAAAAGUUGAGAAACAUAUCUCAAAAUUAGAAGGAGUGAGUUCAUACAAAGUGGAUCUAGAAAGUAAAAUGGUGGUUGUUAUGGGGGAUGUUCUUCCAUAUGAAGUGUUGGAAAGUGUAUCUAAGGUGAAAAAUGCAGAGAUUUGGAAUUCUCAUUCUAAUGAUGAAUAAUUGUGUAUACAAAAUCCAUCUUCAGCAGAUUCAGUUAAGACAAGUUGAAGAAGAAUGAAGGAACUCUUAUUUUAUGUUCUGUCAUUAUUUUGUUGUCAUAUAAAAUGUUAUCAAUACCUAUGUCAAGGUUCAACAAUUGUUGUGCACAUAGUUAAAUAAUAUAGAUUAAAAGUGUAUUACAAUUCUCUCUGCCAUAAAAUAUGAAAAACUAAAAGUGAAACGAAACGUGUUUAGUACCGAUAUCUCUGAAAAAAGGUGUCUGAAUCUGUGUUCAUGUCUGAAACUGAUAUUGACAAUU